Molecule: messenger RNA, 2544 nt
Organism: Cyanistes caeruleus (blue tit)
Lineage: Eukaryota; Metazoa; Chordata; Aves; Passeriformes; Paridae
Source: RefSeq, a predicted model, not a curated record
CCCCAUCCCCGGCUGUCCCAGUCCCUGGAGGACUGCCCGCUGGACGAGGAUGAAGAUGCCUUCCAGGCCCUGGGGGAGGAGGAUGAAGACAUCGACCAGUUCAACGAUGACACCUUUGGGGCCGGGGCCGUCGAUGAUGACUGGCAGGAGGCCCACGAGCGGUUGGCGGAGCUGGAGGAUAAGGCCGGGUCGAGCCGGGAGCCGGACGGUCCCAUUGGGAACGACGGGGAUGUUCUGGGUGAUCCCGAGGACGCGCUGGCCGAGCGGCUCACGCGACUUGUCAUCGACAGCGAGCUGGAGGACCCGGCCAUCAUGCAGGCCGUGCACACCAGGGACCCCCCGCAGCAGCCUGGAGGGCUGAAUUCCAGCAUCUGGGACAGUUCAGCUGUGCUGCGGCGCAUCCGGGGGCCGCUCCUCGCUCAGGAGAUGCCACCCGUGUCCGUGCUGGAUUAUGCCCUUCCCCAGAGGCCUCUGCAGGCUCGGGAUGAGGAGCGGGAUCCAUCGGAGCGGGCGCUGCCCCGGCGCUCCUCGUCCCCCAUCAUCGGCAGCCCCCCGGUCCGGGCCGUUCCCAUCGGCACCCCCCCGAAACAGGCCGCCAUCCCAAACUUCAACCAGCAGAUCCUGUGUCCCAAGCCUGUCCACAUCCGAGCUACCAUGCAGCAGCGUUAUCCCACUCCCUAUGGAGAGAGGAUGUCCCCCAACCAGCUCUGCAAUGUUCCGAAUUCCUCCCUCCUGGGCCACCCGUUCCCCCACAGUGUCCCUCCCGUUCUCACGCACCUGCAGAGAGCCCAGCUGCUUGGAGGAGCCCAGGCCGGCCGAAUGUCCCCCAGCCAGUUUGCCCGGGUGUCCGGGCUGGUGGGGAGCCCGCUGCCCUCCGUGAAUCCCAAGCUGCUCCAGGGCAGAGUUGGGCAGAUGAUGUCCACAGCCGGUGGGUUCCGUGCCUUUUUCGGGGCUCCCCCUGCCCCGCCCCCCUCGCAGCUGCCGCACCCUCCGGGCCCCGGAUCCCACCUGCAGAACCUGAGGCCGCAGACCCAGAUGUUCCGGCCGGACACGACCCAUUUGCACCCCCAGCACCGCCGGCUCCUGCACCAGCGGCAGCAGCAGAACCGGAACCAGCACCGGAGCCUCAACGGCUCCGGGGGGGACCGAGGGGGCCACCGGAGCAGCCAUCAGGAGCAGAUCCGUAAGGAUCCCUAUGCCAACCUCAUGCUGCAGCGGGAAAAGGACUGGGUGUCCAAGAUCCAGAUGAUGCAGCUGCAAAGCACUGAUCCCUACCUGGAUGAUUAUUAUUAUCAGGAAUGGGGGAUUGUCAGACAAUGCUGGGAAAAGCCAGACUUGGAGCAGAAUUACUUCCAGAAGCUGGAGAAGUUGGCAGCAGCUGAGGAAGUGCACGGUGAUGGUCCCAAGAAGGAGCGCACUAAACUCAUCACCCCACAGGUGGCCAAGCUGGAGCACACCUACAAGCCAGUGCAGUUUGAGGGCUCGCUAGGAAAGCUCACCGUCUCCAGUGUCAACAACCCCCGGAAGAUGAUCGACGCCGUGGUGACGUCCCGCAGCGAGGAUGAUGAGACAAAGGAGAAGCAGGUCCGGGAUAAGAGGCGACAGACCCUCGUCACCAUCGAGAAGACGUACAGCCUCCUCCUGGACGUGGAGGACUACGAGCGCCGCUACCUCCUGAGCCUGGAAGGGGAGCGGCCAGCCCUGAUGGGAGAAAGGAAGCAGAAGAUCUGUGACAUGUACGACAAUCUGAGGGGGAAGGCACCUGGGCAGGACAGGCCGAGCGAUGACCACUUCAUGCAGAUCAUGUGCAUCCGGAAAGGAAAGCGCCUGGUGGCCCGGAUCCUCCCCUUCCUGGCUCCAGAGCAAGCGGCCGACGUGCUCAUGGCCACGGCCAGGAACCUGCCCUUCCUCAUCAAGAAGGAUGCUCAGGAUGAGGUGCUUCCCUGCCUCUUGAGGCCCUUUUCCCACGUCCUCUACCACCUUCCCUUGGGAACAGUCACCAGCCUUGUGCAGCAGCUCACGAACCUACCUCAGAGCGCCGCCGCUCCCACCAACCUGCACCUCACUGCUGUGCUCCAAAACAAGUUUGGUCUGUCCCUGCUGUACCUGGUUCUGAGCCGAGGGGAGGAAUUGCAGAGCUCAGACACAAACACGGAGCUGAUGCAGGACAACCAAUGGACAGAGCUGAUGCUGAUGGCAACCCGGGAGCUCCUGCGGAUCCCUCAGGGAGCUUUGGCAAAGCCCGUGUCCAUCCCCUCCAACUUGAUCUCCCUCUUCUCUCGCUAUGUUGACCAGCAGAAGCUGAACCUGCUGGAGACAAAAUUGCACUUAGUGCAGGGGAUCCGGUAGAUCUCCGUGGCUCCUCGCCACCACCGGAAUGUUCCAGAGGAAGGAUGGAAGGAAGGAAGGAAGGAUGGAUGGAGGGCACACGGUUCACCCCACACUUCCCCCGACACCCGGCCUGGCACAUGGGGCACAUCUGCCCUCCAGUCCCUGGAUCAGCAGGAAGAGGGGGUUGUUUGGCUGCUCCCCCCCCCCCCCCCC